AUGACGAUAAACUCAUUUCACAAGAAGCUUGUUGCCGGAUGUGGGCCGGAGCGUCUGGGUAACAGCUGGGUGGAGAAGACAAGGACGGAGUGUGCAAUAAAGUGUCUGACCAGGUCCUACAGUUACGGGAACGAAUCCACCUACGCCGCCUACUUCAACACUUACAAACAAUUCGCAGACGCUCAAGCCGCCUGUCGGUGUCUGGGUGGCCAUCUCUUCGUGGCCAAAACUGUGGCCAAGUUUGAUCUCUUCAGAUACAUCGUCAACUCCACAGGCUACGUGUGGAUUGGUCUGAACGACAUACAGGUGGAGGGGAAGUUUGUCUGGGUGGACGAUGGUCAAGAAAUUGACCCGGUGGUCAAGACAACUAUUUUUGCGACUUAUCAGCCUGACAACUGGCUUGGAUAUUCCAACUGCGCGUAUGGUUCUAUAUGGGGCGGAAGCUUCGUCCUUGAUGACGCCCCUUGCGAUAAUUGGGCAGUAGUUGUCUGUGAAAAACCAGCGUGCACGUAA
Physella acuta is the source of this 513-nucleotide messenger RNA. RefSeq names its product perlucin-like. Lineage: Eukaryota; Metazoa; Mollusca; Gastropoda; Physidae. The record is from RefSeq and is a predicted model, not a curated record.